CGCUCCGGCAGUUGCAGUUCCCAUGCGCCUCCUCCCCAAACUGCCUCCCAGUCUCGGUGGAAGGACUCGACUCAGGAAGGCGGAGCAGAAGGCGGCCAUGGCGGACGAGGCGGAGCUCGCCGCGGACCAGCACGUCCGCUACAUCGUCACCGUGGAGAAGAAGAAGGACUCGUUCGAGUCGCUGGUGAUGGAGCACAUCCGCCUCAACGGCGCCUACUGGGGCCUCACCACGCUCGACCUCCUCCACAAGCUCCACGCCGUCGACGCCGCCGAGGUCGUCGACUGGAUCAUGUCCUGCUACCACCCCGAAUCUGGCGGAUUUGGAGGGAACGUUGGGCACGACCCGCAUGUCCUCUACACGCUUAGCGCCGUGCAGGUCCUCUGCCUCUUCGACCGGCUCGAUGUCCUUGACGUCGACAAGGUUGCUGAUUAUGUUGCGGGACUGCAAAACAAGGAUGGAUCAUUUUCUGGCGAUACUUGGGGUGAAGUUGACACUAGGUUCUCGUAUAUUGCCCUAUGUACCUUAUCAUUACUGCACCGUCUGCAUAAAAUAGAUGUGCAAAAAGCUGUAGACUUCGUUGUUAGCUGUAAGAACUUGGAUGGUGGAUUUGGUGCUAUGCCAGGAGGGGAGUCUCAUGCUGGACAAAUAUUUUGUUGUGUCGGCGCACUUGCAAUCACUGGGUCCCUGCAUCACAUUGAUAGAGAUCUCCUCGGAUGGUGGCUCUGUGAGCGUCAGUGUAAAGAUGGAGGACUUAAUGGGCGGCCUGAGAAAUUAGCAGAUGUGAGGUUUACUUUGUUAUUAGUCAUGUAUGCUUUGCCUUCAAUACAUGUUGCCACUAUGGAUUUGAUUGAACCGUUACAAAUUCUCAAGGUUUGCUACUCAUGGUGGGUGUUAUCAAGCUUAGUAAUGAUUGAUAGAGUGCAUUGGAUUGACAAGGAAAAGCUAACAAAAUUCAUACUAAACUGUCAGGACAAAGAGAGUGGUGGCAUUUCAGAUAGGCCAGACAAUGCAGUCGAUAUCUAUCACACAUACUUUGGAAUUGCAGGACUUUCAUUAAUGGAGUACCCUGGGGUGAAGCCUUUGGAUCCUGCCUAUGCACUGCCGUUGGAUGUUGUCAAUAGGGUUUUCAUGAAAAAAUAGAACAUUCCAUAUAUGCUGAUUGCUGAGAUCUGCUGAGACGAUGCUGUCAAAUGUGGGUGCUACUUCACAUAAUCACAAUAGUUAGCUUUGACAGAGAAAUAGCUGAGGUGUACAAUCAGUUUUACGUUGGAAACAUGAACAUGUUGGAAUAUCAUAAUAGCACAUCGUGGACUUUUUGAGCAUCGACCAUACAUUGGUACUGAAGUCUACGCUUAACUCAGUCGCAAACAUUGGCUGUGACCUAUCCUCAAUUUGUGCUUAGAUAAUGUUUUUCUAGCA
Messenger RNA from Sorghum bicolor (sorghum), 1420 nucleotides. Its product is annotated as geranylgeranyl transferase type-2 subunit beta 1. The transcript has 8 exons. Gene Ontology annotation, biological process: protein geranylgeranylation. The record is from RefSeq and is a predicted model, not a curated record. NCBI's taxonomy places the organism in Eukaryota, Viridiplantae, Streptophyta, Magnoliopsida, Poales, Poaceae. The coding region runs from base 23 to 1141 and encodes 372 amino acids. Gene Ontology annotation, molecular function: Rab geranylgeranyltransferase activity. Gene Ontology annotation, cellular component: Rab-protein geranylgeranyltransferase complex.